This is a messenger RNA of Rhinichthys klamathensis goyatoka, 1042 nucleotides long. Its product is annotated as E3 ubiquitin-protein ligase TRIM35-like. The transcript has 6 exons. Bases 1 to 954 code for a protein of 317 amino acids. Gene Ontology annotation, molecular function: zinc ion binding. The record is from RefSeq and is a predicted model, not a curated record. NCBI's taxonomy places the organism in Eukaryota, Metazoa, Chordata, Actinopteri, Cypriniformes, Leuciscidae.
AUGGCGUCUAGAUCUUUUGCUGAGGAGGAUUUAUCUUGUCCGGUGUGCUGUUGCAUUUUUAUAAACCCUGUUCUUCUGUCGUGUAGCCACAGUUUUUGUUCAAGCUGUAUUCAGAGGGUUUGGGAAAAUAAUACACUUAAAGAAUGUCCGGUUUGCCGAAGAACAUCUUCAAAUGAUCGUCCUCCGGUAAAUUUGGCUUUGAAGAACUUGUGUGAGAGUUUUCAACAGGAGAGAAGAGAGAAAUCUGGAUCUGGAGUCUGUAGAGAUCACAACGAGAAGCUCAAACUCUUCUGUCUGGAUGAUCAACAGCCCGUGUGUGUGGUGUGUCGAGACUCCAGAAAACACACCAACCACAGAUUCUGUCCUGUAGAUGAAGCUGUCGCGGAUAAAAAGGAGAAACUCAGACGUUCACUGGAACUCUUGCAGGAUAAACUGAGAAUAUUUGACAAUUUUAAACAGAGUUUGGAUCAAACUGCUCAACAAAUUAAGAUUCAGACUCAAGACGCAGAGACUCAAAUGAAUGAGGAGUUUAAGGAAAUUCAAGAGAUUUUACACAAUGAAAAAACAGCCAGAAUAACAGCGCUGAGAGAGGAAGAGGAGAAGAGGAGUCAGAGGAUGAAGGAGAAGAUUGAAGAGACGAACAAACAGAUUUCAUCUCUCACAAUCACAAUCAGAGACAUCGAGGAGCAGAUGAAGGCUGAAGAUGCUUCAUUCCUGCAGAACUUUAAGAGCACAUUGCAAAGAGCUAAGAUUACACUGCCGGAUCCACAAAAGAUUACAGAGAAGAUCAGUGUCCCGAAACACAACCUGAAGUUCACUGUGUUACAGAAGAUGCAGGACAACAUGAAAACCUCGCAGGACAAUGUUGAUCUCGGAUUUGGUGCGAUGGGACAUCUGAGGACAUAUGUGUGUGCUUACUGUAGAAAAAAGUAUAGUGAAUGCCAACCGGUAUAACCAGGGGAGGUUCACAUGCAAAUAAUAUAUUCUCCAACUCGAUGAACUAAAUGGAAUCAAUCUACUGUACCUGCUCCCACACACAGCA